Apus apus (common swift) is the source of this 4223-nucleotide messenger RNA. RefSeq names its product aldehyde dehydrogenase 1 family member A3 (gene ALDH1A3). The transcript has 13 exons. The record is from RefSeq and is a predicted model, not a curated record. Gene Ontology annotation, biological process: aldehyde metabolic process. Lineage: Eukaryota; Metazoa; Chordata; Aves; Apodiformes; Apodidae. Gene Ontology annotation, molecular function: aldehyde dehydrogenase (NAD+) activity. Bases 15 to 1553 code for a protein of 512 amino acids.
UUGACGGCGCCGCCAUGGCCGCCCUCAACGGCGCGGUGGAGAACGGGCAGCCUGACAGGAAAGUGCCGCCGCUGCCGCGGCCCCUGCGGAGCCUGGAGGUGAAGUACACCAAGAUAUUUAUUAACAAUGAAUGGCAUGAAUCUACAAGUGGAAAGAAGUUCCCAACCUACAACCCUUCAACAUUGGAGAAAAUCUGUGACGUUGAGGAAGGAGACAAGCCUGAUGUGGAUAAUGCAGUAGAAGCAGCAAAGGCAGCAUUCCAGAGGGGAGCUCCAUGGAGACAGAUGGAUGCCCUAAGCAGAGGACGACUCCUGCACAAGCUGGCUGAUCUUCUUGAGCGUGACAGAGUCAUCCUGGCAACUCUGGAAACAAUGGACACAGGAAAACCUUUUCUCCAGGCUUAUUUCAUUGACCUGGAAGGUUGUAUCAAAACACUCCGAUACUACGCUGGAUGGGCUGAUAAAAUUCAGGGCAGAACUAUCCCAGUAGAUGAAAAUGUUGUCUGUUUCACCAGGCAUGAGCCGAUGGGUGUCUGUGGAGCUAUAACUCCAUGGAACUUCCCGUUGCUGAUGCUGGUUUGGAAGAUGGCACCAGCACUGUGCUGUGGAAACACUUUGGUUAUUAAGCCAGCUGAGCAAACUCCUCUCACGUCACUCUACAUUGGCUCAUUGAUCAAGGAGGUGGGUUUCCCUCCAGGUGUGGUGAACAUUGUGCCAGGCUACGGCCCCACAGCCGGGGCUGCGAUUUCAACCCAUCACAGCAUUGAUAAAAUUGCUUUUACUGGAUCAACAAAGGUUGGAAAACUGAUCAAGGAAGCUGCUUCUAAAAGCAACCUCAAAAGGGUGACAUUAGAGCUUGGAGGGAAGAACCCCUGCAUUGUGUGUGCAGAUGCAGACUUGGACUUGGCAGUGGAAUGUGCCCAUCAAGGCGUGUUCUUCAAUCAAGGGCAGUGCUGCACGGCUGCCUCACGAGUGUUUGUGGAGGAGCAGGUCUACCCCGAGUUCGUCCGGCGCAGUGUGGAGUAUGCCAAGAAGAGACUUGUUGGAGACCCUUUUGAUGCCAGAACUGAGCAAGGGCCUCAGAUUGAUCAAAAACAGUUUGAUAAAAUCCUGGAGCUGAUAGAAAGUGGGAAGAAAGAAGGGGCUAAGCUGGAGUGUGGGGGUCUUGCCAUUGAAGACAGAGGCUUGUUUAUAAAACCCACUGUGUUUUCAGAGGUCACUGACAACAUGCGUAUCGCCAAAGAAGAGAUUUUUGGGCCAGUUCAGCCAAUUAUGAAGUUCAAGAGCAUGGAAGAGGUGAUAAGAAGAGCCAACAGCACAGAGUACGGCCUCACGGCUGCGGUGUUCACAAAGAACCUGGACAGGGCACUAACACUAGCUUCUGCAUUGCAAUCUGGAACUGUCUGGAUCAACUGUUACAAUGCACUCUAUGCACAGGCUCCUUUUGGUGGCUUUAAAAUGUCAGGCAAUGGCAGAGAACUUGGUGAAUAUGCUUUGGCAGAAUAUACCGAAGUGAAAACGGUCACCAUUAAACUCUCCCAGAAGAAUCCAUGAAAACAGAAGGCCUAAAAUGCUGACACUCUGAAUGUGACAUAUGGGGCAUGUGUUCAGAGCAAGGGGGAGGGGAGGGGUAGGAAGGAAAAUGGAAAAACCUAACUUUAUUCCUCUAGAAACACUGAAUCCACUGGACUCCAUUUUGUCAACUGGCUCUUCGAAAACUGCUUUAACUGACCCUACUGGCAGCACAGCACACACUUGUACUGUACAAGUCCCUGGCUGUACAUCUCUCUGCUACCUGUGACUAGAAUGCUGGUUGGUCGCAGUGUUUGCAGGACAUCUGCUUUCAAACUGUACCCCUGAAGGACCUGGACAUCACUGGCAUGUUAGAGAGACUUCUGGUACCAUUAGCCUGGACUGUUCAACGCCUUCAAAGGCACAAGGGUUUCACUUGGCAUAAAUGGACUUGAGCACUAGGGUUAGUACAAGUUGACUGAAGUUGGAGGAGUUUGUGUGAAGACUGCAGCUGGAGUUUGGGGUGGGACUGCAAGCUUUCAUGGAAGGAUCUGUAAAGAAAUUCUCUUUGAAAGAGCUAUCUUGGUCUCUCUAAAGAUACAUGCUUUCUCCAUGUUGGUGAUAUCCUAGCCCUGAAUGAGAUUUAUGGGAGUUUCCCAGAGGACUCCUUUGGGGCUAGUAUUUCACCUGACAGAGCUAGACUUUAAAGUAUCCUUUGAACCCCAUGUUUUGGUGUGCACACGCUACACAAGCUGCAAAUGCAAGUUACUGAUGUGGUAACCCUUCUGGCUCUGAAUGAGUCACAACUGUAUCUCAAACCUUCACUAUAGCACUUUUUUCAAGAGGAUUUUGCACUGUACUUACCAUGAUGAUGCAGAGUUGAAUGAGAAACAUGUAGCAUGGUAGAUAUCCCACAGAAAACAUCCCACGCCAGUCCUUCUGAUCUGGAGGAGGGAGCAGAAGAGUUGCAAGAAGCUGUCCUGCUCUGUCUUUCUCUGUAACUUUCAGGCUGUGUGAACAUCUCUUCAUUUUUUGAGCCAGAUCAAUUUUUAAGAGAGUAAAAGUUAUAAGCUCUUCUCACUGCUUCUUUAUCCUGUAUGAAUGUAGCUUAAAAUGAAUUUCUGGAAGUACAGUAUGAAAAGGCAGGUGCUAAAGAUGUAGGUGUACAAACCAGUUACCAUGGAAUAAGCUAUGGCUGGACUUAAAUGUGUCAGCAGCUCUGCAGUAGUUGUCCUCGUGAGUGCUGUCAACUUGUGGCAAGCACAGAGGAGCUGAUCCUUCACUGAAGAAUGGACUGCCUUGAGUUGUCUCUUCAUAGAAUCAUAGAAUGGUUUGGGUUGGAAGGGACCUUAAAGAUCAUCUAGAUCAAAUUCCUUGCAUGGGCAUGAAGUGGCUGUCAUACCAACUUCAUGCUUUAGUAUCUCCUGCAGUAACUUCUUUGCAUGCCCAGACAUGACUAUUAGAUUAAUGACAAGCCACCUGUUGUCUCAGUUCCUGGGUUCACUACUUGCCCUCCUCUUCCCAAUUCUGUGCUGGAGAACCACUGGCAAACACACGGGAAGUUCCGUGUCCAUGGGAGCUGGAAGCAUGCAGAGUUGGUGGUGUCAGCUUGGUAGGAAGUUUAGCUGAUUUUGCUGGCAUUGUUUUCUGAGAGCAAACUGAUAGAGGUUCCUUGUGGCACAUCAACAGAUCUCCGUGGAGCACUGGUAAGGAUUGCUGCCUGGAGUUUUCUAGAAGCAGAAAUGCAGGUCUAACCUCUGUCCUCUGAUGCAAGCAAAGAUUUAACUGGUACCUUCCUUUGCUCAGAGAUAUGCCCAGCCAGGAACACGUGCUAUAUUGCAUGACUUGACCUUUUUUUGGAGGGGGAAGGAAGGAAGGUGGGUGUUGAUAAGUAAGGAAAAAGUUUGCAUGAGCCUUAACUUCCUUAUUAGUUGGUGAAUGUUGAAAUGGCCCUUCAACACCCCUUCUGAAAUGACAUACCUCCAACAGCUGUGUGUAACUAGGAGCCUGCCCUCCCCUGGGUGUAUAAGACAGGGAAAUCUCUCCAUCUGGUGAAGAAAAUGUCCUCCCUACCCCAUGAAAGGCCAAAUGGGAACACUGUAAAUAAGUCUCUAUUUUUGUAAAACCCUUUGGGUGCAAACACCUUCUCGGACAAAUGUUUUACUUUUGCCUACUUGACCAUUUUCUAGGGCUGCAGUCAGACAGUAGGGAGGUGAGGCAAACAGUAAAAGGCUGGUUAUCUUGAUGUAUCUCUGCAUUAAUUUUUGAUAAGCAGUGGUUGAAUCUGAAAUAAUCUGAAAUUCUUAAAAUCCUAGUAUUCUGGCUUUAUAUGUAUGAUAUAUACUUCACCUCUUUUUUUUUUCUUUUCCCUUAUCAAGUUUUUUAAAAGUUAAUGUAUCUCUUACUGUAUAAAUCAGGGUUUGACUCUACACACUGAAUUUUCUAAGUUAUAUAACACUAGUCACUAACUUUAAAAUAACCCCUUAGAGGGUAUAUAUUCUUUCAUUGCACAGUAAGGCUUUCAUAUUAAAUACUACUUUCUUUUUUUUUAAAAAAAGAACUAUAUUUAUAAAUUAGGAUACAGUUAAUCUAAUGUAUUUUUAUAGCUAAAGGUACAUGAAAAUGCUAUGUUUAAACCUCAUGUAUAUAUUUAGACUAUGGGUAUCUUUUUGUAAUAGUUCUUGUUCCUAAUAAAUGUUUAACUUUGUGAAA